Molecule: messenger RNA, 12611 nt
Organism: Nerophis ophidion (straightnose pipefish)
Lineage: Eukaryota; Metazoa; Chordata; Actinopteri; Syngnathiformes; Syngnathidae
Product: diacylglycerol kinase theta-like
Exons: 23
Coding region: 917-3640 (907 amino acids)
Biological process (GO): intracellular signal transduction; diacylglycerol metabolic process; lipid phosphorylation
Molecular function (GO): ATP-dependent diacylglycerol kinase activity
Source: RefSeq, a predicted model, not a curated record
AGUUUUUUAUUGUUUUUAAACGACGAUGCCGCUAAGUUGUAUUCACUUGUCUGUAUGAAAGCAAUGACAAUAAAUAACUUGACUCAUUCAAAUAUGUAAGUCUAUUUGUUCCUUUAAAAAAAAAAUGGUUAAAAAAAAAUCAUAAAUGCAAUAAAUUAAAUAUCGUAACACUCUUAUUAGCGGGGAAAAUCAUCAGUUGAGUGUAAUCAUAACUUGUAAAUAACAAACUGACACCCGGAAAUAGUUUUAGAGACGAGGCGGGGUUAUACUGACAUCUUCUGGUCAUGUUUAGUAAGUGCAAGUCGGCCCCUUAAGCGCCUUAUUGAAGGAACAAAAUGUAAUAAUAAAUAUAUAAUGAACAUACACUUGAAAUGUCGUAAUACAUGUAAUAAAAGUACAUCGUAAAAGUUUACAAAGCGGAUUAUGUGUUCAGAGAAGACGGAGGAAGGAAACCGGAAGUGAGCGAGAACACGAUGAGGCGAACACUCACAAUAAAGAAGGAAGUAUAGGAUGAAAGAGAAGAAGUGAAAACAGAACACUUGUUAACUUUUAAAUGUACUAUUUGUGUUCUUGAGGUUCUGGACGCGCUCGUCACUUUUCUCCUGUGUGCCGCGCGCCCCCGCGCCGGCUGGUACCGCUCUCACGCGGGCCCGCGCGUCACGUGACCCCUGACUUUAAAAAAGGCGGAAGUCAUUGAUCACGACGCUCGUCACCGCCGACGUGAACGAGCAAGGUUCCCCCCGCGCGACGUGCUUAUGAGCCGGACGGGACCACGCCCCCCUCUGAAAGGCGGGAUGACGUCACGUAUUGAUCCUAACGGUUCGAUACUUGAUCAAUAAGCGCUUUGGGAUUUGCGGCUUCGUACCGCGGCCGAUGGACUCGGACAUAUUGUAGGCGUCGUGCAUGCGCGCCAGACAUGGCCGACUGCUACCCGGCCGGGCCGGAAGCCUCAGACAGCCGGACUGCGAGCCCGCUGACGGCCAAGAACCGAUACCAGAACCCGGCUCUGGGUCACAGCUUCAAGAGGGCCACGCUGACCAAACCCACGUAUUGUCACCACUGCAGCGACUUCCUGUGGGGACUGCUCGGCUUCCUGUGUGAAGUGUGCAACUUCAUGUGUCACGAGAAAUGUCUGAAGACGCUACGCUCGCCGUGCUCCAGCAUGGCGCCCUCUGCAGUGCGGGUCCCCGUGGCGCACUGCUUGGGCCCGGACACCGGCAAGAGACGCAUGUGCUGCGUGUGCAGGAAGCAGACGGAGGGAAACGCCGCGCUGCGCUGCGAAGUGUGCGAGCUCCACGUGCACGCCGACUGCGCCGCCUUUGCCUGCGCCGACUGCCGCCUUUGUCACACGGACGGAAGCCGGGAGCAGGGCACGUUUCACCACCACUGGAGGGAGGGCAACCUGGCGAGCAGCGCGAGGUGCGAGGUGUGUCGACGGUCCUGCAGCUCCUCCGACGUCCUGGCGGGAAUGAGGUGCGAGUGGUGCAACAUUACGUGUCACACGGCGUGUUACCUCAGCGUGGCGCCAGAGUGCACCAUGGGACGUCUGCGCCGCAUGACGCUGCAUCCAUCCUGUAUCCGCCUCCACUCCAGAAACUUCAGCAGGAUGCACUGCUACCGCAUCACCGAGGACGGCGGCGGCAUCCAUGACCUUGAUGACAGCGAAGGCGCCGACCAGUCUGCUGUGGCGUCUAAAGACAGUCAGCCCACCACACCCGACCACGGCAAGCAGCUUCUUAAAGUCUUUGACGGCGACGACGCCCUCAGACGGGGUCACUUCCGCCUGGUCUCCAUCGUCAAGGCCAACACCAAUGAGGAAGUUCUGGGGGCAGCACUGAGGGCCUUCUACCUGCCAGAUGACUACCAGGACUAUCAGCUGCAAGAGGUAGGCGGUCUUCAGCGUCUCCAAAGCGACGAUGUCCUGAACCGGAACAGCGGGCCGGACAACAGAACCUCCCUGAAGGACGGCGGCGACUCCUGGCUGCUCAGGAAGAAAGACGGCGACAGCGAGGUCAUCAAGGUGUACGCCGGCUGGCCCAGGUCCGGAGCGAAGUACGUGACCGUGUCCGUGUCCAGGGACAGCACCGCAGAGUCCGUCCUGGCUGAAGUCCAUGAGCAGCUGGGAGACGACGGGACAGGAAGUGAUCUGCAGGAAGUGUGGAUGAGCAGCAAACAAGUGCAGAGACACACGCUGACGCCAUGCCAGAAGAUUGUGGACAAGCUACAGGAGAUCCGCAAGGUGUCUCUGCGCCAAAUGAACCAGACCCGCUUCUGCGCCGUGGAGAGGCGGAACCACCCGGUGCAGGUGAGCCUGCUGAUUGGAGGGUUGCCCCUCGAGUUGAGCAGAGAGGAGUACUGGCAGCUGAUCCAGGACCACUUGACCGCCAAGAGUCACCUGGUCGCCAUGAGCCACGCCUACCCCAGCCAAGGCGCCGUGGCGUUGCAGAUGUCGUGUUUCUCCGAGGCUGAGCGAGUCUUCAUGUUGGCCAAAGACACGAGCGUCGACAGCAAGUCGCUCUGGUCGCUCGUCAUCCCAGACAUCGUGCACGACAAGCUCGGCGAGGACGUGCGCCCUCUGCUGGUGUUCGUCAACCCGAAGAGCGGCGGUCUGAAAGGAAGAGAACUUCUCUACAGCUUCCGGAAGCUUCUCAACCCGCACCAGGUCUUCGACAUGACCAACGGCGGACCGCUGGCAGGCUUCCACGCCUUCCGGGACCUUCCGAGGUUCCGGGUGCUGGUGUGCGGCGGGGACGGGACCGUGGGCUGGGUGCUGGGGAUGCUGGAGGCGGUCCGCCAAAACCUGGCCUGCCGGGAGCCGCCGGUCGGCAUCGUCCCGCUUGGAACAGGUAACGACCUGGCCCGUAUCCUGCGCUGGGGGCCGGGUUACAGCGGCGAGGACGCCGCCCACAUUCUCCCCCACGUGGAGGAGGCGGAGGAAGUCCUUCUGGACCGCUGGACCAUCCUGCUGGACGCGCAGGACCUCUCCGAAGGCGGCAAGGAGAACUUCCUGGAACCGCCCAAGAUCGUCCACAUGAACAACUACUUCGGACUCGGCAUCGACGCCGAGCUCAGCCUGGACUUCCACCUGGCCCGCGAGGACGACCCCGAUAAGUUCACCAGCAGGUUCCACAACAAAGGCGUGUACGUCAAGGUGGGCCUGCAGAAGAUCAGCGCCACCAGGAGUCUGCACCGGGAGCUGCAGCUGCAUGUGGACGGCCGGCAUGUGCAGCUGCCCAACAUCGAGGGUCUCAUCUUCCUCAACAUCCCCAGCUGGGGCUCCGGUGCUGACCUGUGGGGGUCUGAGGUGGACGGUCGCUACAGGAAGCCCAGCAUGAGUGACGGCAUGCUGGAGGCGGUGGGCGUGACGGGGGUGGUCCACAUGGGUCAGGUGCAGAGCGGUCUGCGAUCAGGCAUCCGUAUCGCACAAGGGACGUACUUCCGUGUGACUCUGAGGAAGUCCUUCCCUGUGCAGGUGGAUGGAGAACCUUGGCUGCAGCCUCCUGGUCACAUCAUCAUCUCUGCUGCUGGACCUAAGGUGCGCAUGUUGCGCAAGUCCAAACACAAACCGAAGAAGUCGGCGGGCGGCGCCAAGGAGGCGCGCUCCGAGAGCUCCGCCUCUUCAGACGGUGUCCAGCUGUGAGAGUCGCAGCGACUUGAAGGUGGACGACGCGGACGUGUGUUGACACGCCCAGGUCGCCUUCGAAUGUUAAGCUGACAUGGCGACGACCAAGUUAAGUCUUCAUCAAGAUGGCACCACAACGUUUCUACUUGACGCCAAUCACCACCUCAUUCUUCUUAGCUUACAUGUUUAUACGUGUGUUAGCUUACAUGUUUAUACGUUUGUUAGCUUACAUGUUUAUACGUGUGUUAGCUUACAUGUUUAUAUGUGUGUUAGCCAACAUGUUUAUACGCGUGUUAGCGAAUUUGUUAAAACACGUUUUAGCUUACAUGUUUAUACACGUGUUAGCCAACAUGUUUAUACGCGUGUUAGCCCACAUGUUUAUACGCGUGUUAGCUCAAAUGUUUACGUGUUAGCUCAAAUGUUUAUACGCAUGUUAGCCAACAUGUUUAUACGUGUGUGAGCUUACAUGUUUAUACGCGUGUUAGCCAACAUGUUUAUACGUGUUAGCUCACAUGUUAAUACGCGUUAGCUCACAUGUUUAUACGUGAGUUAGCUCACAUGUUUAUACGCGUGUUAGCUCACAUGUUUAUAAGCGUGUUAGCGAAUAUGUUUAAACACGUUUUAGCUUACAUGUUUAUACGCAUGUUAGCGAACAUGUUUAUACGCUUGUUAGCGAACAUGUUUAUACAGUUGUUAGCGAACAUGUUUAUACACUUGUUAGCGAACAUGUUUAUACACUUGUUAGCUUACAUGUUUGUACACUUGUUAGCGGACAUGUUUGUAUACUUGUUAGCGAACAUGUUUAUACACUUGUUAGCGAACAUGUUUAUACACUUGUUAGCGAACAUGUUUAUACACUUGUUAGCGAACAUGUUUAUACACUUGUUAGCGAACAUGUUUAUACACUUGUUAGCGAACAUGUUUAUACACUCGUUAGCGAACUCGUUUAUACACAUGUUAACUUGUUUAUACGCGUGUUAGCAAACAUGUUUAUAUGCAUGUUAGCUUACAUGUUUAUACGCGUGUUAGCUUACACGUUUAUACACGUGUUAGCGUGCAUGUUUAUACUAAACACUUGUUUAUACGCGUGUUAGCUUAGAUGUUCAUUGGCGUGUUAGCUUGGAUGUUGACAGGCGUGUUGGUUUACAUGUUUAUACGCGAGCUAGCUUACAUGUGUAUACGUGUGUUAGCUUAAGUGUGUACGUGUGUUAGCUCACAUGUUUAUACGCGUGUUAGCUUACAUGUUUACCUUAGCUUGAGCAUCGUAGCAAAACUGACAAUGCUAAUCUUUAUUUAAGAGACGGAUCUAAUUGGAUUUGUACUACCACCUGAGAUUAGCUAAUGUUAGCCUAGCCCAGUGCUUCUCCCUUAUAUUCUUCUCAUGCCCCCCAAAGUUGAUAUUGUUUAUUUUUUUUGUAUGUGUCAAUAGAAUUUUUUACAGAUACUUAAGUUGCUAUUAUGUUAUAGCAUCUCACGCCCCCCUAAAGUCAAUAUUUAUUUUUCUGUAUGUGUAAAGAUAAACUCCUAAUAGCCUCUCACGCCCCCACCAAAGUCAAUGUCUGUUUAUUUAUCUGUAUGUGUAAAGAUAGACGCCAUCACACUAUUGCUUCUCUUGCCCCCCCCUAAAGUCAAUGUUUGUCUGUAUGUGUAAAGAUAAACUCCAUGAGGCUAUUGCCUCUCACGCCCCCUAAAGUCACUGUUUAUUUAUUUAUCUGUAUGUGUAAAAAUGGACGCCAUCACAAUAUUGCCUCUCACGCCCGCUUAAAAUAAAUGUUUAUUUAUCUGAAAAGAUAAAUUCCAUUAGGCCAUUGCCUCUCACGCCCCCCGAAAAAUCAAUGUUUAUUUAUCUGUAUGUGUACAGAUAGACGCCAUCACACUAUUGCCUCUCACGCCCCCUUGAAAUCAAUGUUUAUUUAUCUGUAAAGAUAGACUCCAUUAGCCUAUUGCCUCUCACGCCCCCUAAAGUCAAUGUUUGUUUUUUUAUCUGGAUGUGUAAAGAUAGACGCCAUCACACUAUUACCUCUCACGCCCCCCUAAAAUCAAUGUUUAUUUAUCUGUAAAGAUAAACUCUAUUAGGUUAUUUCCUCUCACGCCCCCCCAAAAAUCAAUGUUUAUUCAUGUGUAGAGAUAAACUCCAUUAGGCUAUUGCCUCUCACACCCCCCUAAAGUCAAUGUUUAUUUAUUUAUCUGUAUGUGUACAGAUGAACUCCAUUAGCCUAUUGCCUCUCACGCCCCCCUAAAGUCAAUGUUUAUUUAUUUAUCUGUAUAUGUAAAGAUGAACUCCAUUAGCCUAUUGCCUCUCACGCCCCCCUAAAGUCAAUGUUUAUUUAUCUGUGUGCAAAGAUAAACUCCAUCAGGCUAUUGCCUCUCACACCCCCUUAAAGUCAAUGUUUAUUUAUUUAUCUAUCUGUUUGUGUAAAGAUAAUCUCCACUAGCCUAUUGCCUCUCACGCCCCCCAAAAGUCAAUGUUUACUCAUGUGUGUAAAGAUAAACUCCAUUAGCCUAAUGCCUCUCACGCCCACCCUAAAGUCAAUGUUUAUUUAUCUUUGUGUGUGUGUGUGUUUGUGUGUGUGACGAUAAACUCCAAUAGGCUAUUGCCUCUCACGCCCCCCCCCCCAAAGUCAAUGUUUAUUUAUCUGUGUGUUAAGAUAAACUCCAUUAGCCUAUUGCCUCUCAUGCCAACCCUAAAAUCAAUGUUUAUUUAUCUGUGUGUGUAAAGAUAAACUCCAUGAGGCUAUUGCCUCUCACGCCCCCCUUGAAGUCAAUGUUUAUUUAUUUAUCUGUAAGUGUAAAGAUAUUGUCUCUCCGGACCCCCUGAAGUUAAUUUUUAUUUAUGUAUCUGUAUGUGUAAAGAUAUAGGGCAUUAUUGCUAUUGCCUCUCACCCCCCCCCCCCCCCCCAGAGUCAAUGUUUAUUUAUAUAUGUGUAAAGAUAAACUCCAUUAACCUAAUGCCUCUCACGCCCCCCCUAAAGUCAAUCUUUAUUUAUCUCUGUGUGUGUGUGUGUGUGUGUGUGUGUGUGUGUGUGUGUGUGUGUGUGUGUGUGUGUGUGUGUGUGUGUGUGUGUGUUGACUAGAAACUCCAAUAGGCUAUUGCCUCUCUCGCCCACACCCAUUUAUCUGUAAGUGUAAAAACAUUGCAUCUCACACCCCCCGUUUAUAUAUCUGUAUGUGUAAAGAUAUAUGCCUUUCGGCUAUUGCCUCUCACACCCCCCCACCUCAAAGUCAAUGUUUAUUUAUCUGUAUGUGUAAAGAUAAAAACUCCAUAAGGCUAUUGCCUCUCACACCCCCUCUAAAGUCAAUGUUUAUUUAUAUAUCUGUAUGUGUAAAGAUAUACACCUUUUAGGCUAUUGCCUCUCACACCCCCUCACCCUCCAAAGUCAAUGUUUAUUUAUCUGAAUGUGUAAAGAUAAAAACUCCAUGAGGAUAUUGCCUCUCACGCCCCCUCUGAAGUCAAUGUUUAUUUUUUUAUCUGUAUGUGCAAUGAUAAAAACUCAAUUAGUCUAUUGCCUCUCACGCCCCCUCUAAAGUCAAUGUUUAUUUAUAUAUCUGUAUGUGUAAAGAUAUAUGCCUUUAGGCUAUUGCCUCUCACACCCCCUCACCCUCCAAAAUCAAUGUUUAUUUAUCUGAAUGUGUAAAGAUAAACUCCAUUAUGCUAUUGCCUCUCACGCCCCCUCUAAAGUCCGUUUAUUUAUGUAUCUGUAUGUGUAAUGAUAUAUGCAUCUAGGCUAUUGCCUCUCACGCCCCACCCCCUAAAGACAAUGUUUAUUUAUCUGUAUGUGUAAAGAUAAAAACUCCAUUAGGCUAUUGCCUCUCACGCCCCCUCUAAAGUCAAUGUUUAUUUAUCUGUAUGUGUAACGAUAAACUCCAUGAGGAUAUUGCCUCUCACGCCCCCUCUUAAGUCAACGUUUAUAUAUCUGUAUGUGUAAAGAUAUUGCCUCUCACGGCCCCCUUUUUGACAUUUCAGGGCAGGGUUAGAGAAGCGCUGGGCUAGCAUGUGAGCUAACGUGAGAAGGGUGUUUUGUUUACAUGACAAUUUGAGAUUAUCUUUAGCUUAGCGGGCUAGCUAAUGGGUAUUGAAGAGAGGGAGGCCUCCUUUGACGACACAACAGCAACACAAGACUUCAUUUCUUUGGUGCUCAGACGUGGACUAAUGUGGGUUCUUACUUCCUGUGUGUGUCUUGUCUUUUUUUACUGCCGACAAAGUGGGUCAAGUUGCCCCUCCUCCUCUUUUAACUUUUUUUGAAAGACAUUUUGUUUUGAGUGACGUCAUCCACCCUUGUCAACGUCUCCCAAAUGGUUUUGUCCGACUAAUAUAGUUUAUUAACGUUUGUAAGGUGUUAUUGUUCAUGGAAGACCCCCGCCGCACCUUGUCAAAAUCUCCCCAAACGUGUUCAGUUGCAUUCAAUGUGUUGUCUAUUAUACUUUUUAAUUUUAGUAUUUUAUUUUAGUAUUAUUAGUCAUAACAAGCCCCCCGCCCCACACACAUUGUCAAAACAUGUAAGCAUAGCACAUCAAACAUAAUGUCAAUAACAAAAUAAUACUAAAUGUAAUACGUUAAUAACUUAAUGACACUUUAAUAACACAUUCAUAACCUAAUAACACUUUAAUAACACAUGAAUAACAUAAACACUUCAAUAAUAUAACACGUUAAUAACUUAACAAUUUAAUAACACAUUAACUUAACACUUUAAUAACGUAACACUUCAAUAACUUAUCACUUUAAUAACAUAACACAUUAACUUAAUAACACCUUAAAGGCCUACUGAAAUGAGAUGUUCUUAUUUAAACGGGGAUAGCAGGUCCAUUCUAUGUGUCAUACUUGAUCAUUUCGCGAUAUUGCCAUAUUUUUGCUGAAAGGAUUUAGUAGAGAACAUCCACGAUAAAGUUUGCAACUUUUGCUCGCUAAAUAAAAAGGCCGUGCCUGUACCGGAAGUAGCAGACGAUGUGCGCGUGGCGUUACGGGUUGUAGGGCUCCUCACAUCCUCAUAUUCUUUACAAUCAUGGCCACCAGCGGCUAGAGCGAUUCAGACCGAGAAAGCGACAGUUUCCCCAUUAAUUUGAGCGAGGAUGAAAGAUUCGUGGAUGAAGAAAGUGAGAGUGAAGGACUAGAGAAAAAAAAAAUAAGAUAAGAUAAGGGUUGUACUUAUAUAGCACUUUUCUACCUUCAAGGUACUCAAAGCGCUUUGACACUACUUCCACAUUUACCCAUUCACACACACAUUCACACACUGACGGAGGGAGCUGCUAUGCAAGGCGCCAACCAGCACCCAUCAGGAGCAAGGGUGAAGUGUCUUGCUCAGGACACAACGGACGUGACGAGGUUGGUACUAGGUGGGAUUUGAACCAGGGACCCUCGGGUUGCGCACGGCCACUCUUCCACUGCGCCACGCCGAAAAGAAAAAGAAAAGGGGACGGCUCCAGGCGGCGGCAGUGGGAGAGUUUCAGAUGUAAUUAGACACAUUUAUUAGGAUAAUUCUGGAAAAUCCCUUAUCUGCUUAUUGUGUUAAUAGUAUUUUAGUGAGAUUAUAGUCAUACCUGAAAGUCAGAUGCCUGUGGUGAACGCCAAUGUCUCUCAGAGAAGCCACGGAGGAGCCAAGAUCACAGCUGCGCUGCAGGAUGAGGUCGCAUAUUCCCCUCAAGUCUCCGGUAAGAGCCGACUUAAUAUCAUAAUUUUCCCAUCCAAAGACUUGCUGGUUGACGUAGAGAAACAUGUUUGCUUGACCGUUCUGUGUUAAAGCUUCACAACAAAUAAAAAAACACCGGCUGUGUUUUGGUGCUAAAGGCAGCUGCAAUCCACCGCUUUCCACCAACAGCAUUCUUCUUUAUAGUGUCCGUUAUUAAUUGAACAAAUUGCAAAAGAUUCAGCAACACAGAUGUCCAAAAUACUGUGUAAUUAUGCAAUAAAAACAGAGUACUUUUAGCCGUGAGGGGUGCUGGGAGAACAUGUCCGCUCCAACCAAUAACGUGCUAAGCACGCGUCAACAUAAGCGUCAUCAUUCCGCGACGUUUUCAACACGACACUUCGCGGGAAAUUUAAAAUUGCAAUUUAGUAAACUAAAAAGGCCGUAUUGGCAUGUGUUGCAAUGUUAAUAUUUCAUCAUUGAUAUGCGUGGUCGGUAGUAGUGGGUUUCAGUAGGCCUUUAAUAACAUAACACGUUAAUAACUUAAUACCACUUUAAUAACAACAUGUUAACUUAACACUUAACAUCACACGUUAACUUUAUAACACUUUAACAUAACAUAUUAACUCAACACUUUAAUAGCAUAACACAUUACCUUAUUAAUAACGUUAAUAACUUAACACUUUAAUAACAUUUUAAUAACUUAAACACUUAACGUUAUUAACGUGUUAUGUUUUUAUGUGUUUUUAAGUUAUUAACGUUAUGUUUUAAAGUGUUAGGUUAUUACUGUGUUUUUAAAGUUAUUAAGUUAACAUGUUGAGUUGACAUGUUAUGUUAUUAAAGUGGUAUAUAAGUUAAACAUGUUAUGUUAUAUUAGUGUUAAUAAAGUGUUAAGUUAAUGUAUUAUGUUAAAGUGUUAUUAAUGUUUUAUUAAAGUGUUAUUAAGUUAAUGUGUGGCGUUAUUAACUCAUGUUAUUACAGUGUUAAGUUAUUAACAUGGUACAUUUUAAAGUGUUAAGUUAUUAACAUGUUACGUUAAUGAAGUGUUAUUAAGUUAAUGUGUUAUGGUAAUUAAGUGUUAUUGAAGUUCUUCGUUAAUGUUUUAUGUUAAAAUGUUUUUAACGUGUUACGUUACUAAGAUGUUAUGUUUUAAAGUGUUAUGUUAUUAACGUGUUGUUAUUAAAGUGUUAAGUUAACGUGUGAUGUUAUUUAAGUGUUAAGUUAUUUACAUGUUAUGUUAGAGUGUUAAGUUAAUGUUUUAUGUUAUUAAAGAGUUAACGUGUUAUUAAGUUAAUGUGUUACGUCAUUAACAUGUUAUGGUAUUAAAGUGUUAAAGUAAUUUUUUAUGUUAUUAAAGUGUUAUUAACGGGUUUUAGUGUUAUUAAGUUAAUGUGUUAUUAACGUGUUACGUCAUUAACAUGUUAUAUUGUUAUUAAAGUGUUAUUAGGUUAUUAACUUGUUAUUUCUAUAACUAACUUGUGAAAAGCUCCCAAAACGUGUCCCAAACGCAUUAAGUUAUUGUGUUAAGUGUUAGAUAUUAACGUGUUAUGUUUUACACUUAGUAACAUAACACGUUAAUAACUUAACACUUGAAAACAUAACAUUUAAUGACUUAACACUGUAAUAACAACACUUUAAUAACUUAAAGUUAUUAACGUGUUAUGUUUUUUAACACUUAACACACCAAUAACUUAACACGUUUGGGACACGUUUUGUGAGCUUUUCACAAGUUGGUUAUAAGAAAUAACACGUUAAUAACCCUAAUAGCCCUUUAAUAACACGUUAAUAACUUAAGCAUUUUAAUACCAUAACACGUUAAUAGCAAUACUUUAAUAACACGUUAACAACUUAACACUUUAAUAACAUAACAUGCUGAUAACUUAACACUUUAAUAACACGUUAAUAACCCAAUAACACUUUAAUUACAUAACACGUUAAUAAAUUAACACUGUAAUAACAUAACAUAUUAAUGACUUAACAUUUAUUAACAUAACACGUUAAUAACGUAAACACUUUAAUACCGUAACACUUUAAUAACAACACGUUAACACGUUAAUAACUUAACCUUUUAAUAACAUAACAUGCUAAUAACUUAACACUUUAAUAACGCGUUAAUAACCCAAUAACACUUUAAUUACAUAACACGUUAAUAGCUUAACACUGUAAUAACAUAACACGUCAAUGACUUAACACUUUAAUAACAUAACACGUUAACCUGUUAUGUUUUAAAGUGUCAACAUUUUAAAACAUAACACGCUAAUAACUUAACACUUUAAUAACACGUUAAUAACCCAAUAACACUUUAAUUACAUAACAUGUUAAUAAAUUAACACUGUAAUAACAUAACAUAUUUAUGACUUAACAUUUAUUAACAUAACACGUUAAUAACUUAAACACUUUAAUACCGUAACACGUUAAUAGCAACACUUUAAUAACAACACGUUAACACGUUAAUAACUUAACAUUUUAAUAACAUAACAUGCUAAAAACUUAACACUUUAAUAACGCGUUAAUAACCCAAUAACACUUUAAUUACAUAACACGUUAAUAACUUAACACUGUAAUAACAUAACACGUUAAUGACUUAACACUUUAAUAACAUAACACGUUAAUGUGUUAUGUUUUAAAGUGUCAACAUUUUAAAACAUAACACGUUAAUAACUUAUCACUUUAACAUAACAUGUUAAUAACUUAAUAACACUUUAAUAACAUAACAUGUUACCAACUUAAUAUUUUAAAUCAUAAAAUGUUAACACUUUAAUAACUUAACACUUUCAUAUCAUAACUCGUUAACUUAACACUUUAAUAAUAUACCGUGUUUAACUUAACACUUUAAUAACACGUUAAUAACACUGUAAUAACAUAAAACGUUGAUGACUUAAUGCCACUUUAAUAACAACAGCUAACACUUAAAAAACAUACCACUGUGACGGCAUGACAAUAACGUAAUAACACGUUUUGGGAGAUUUUCACAAGUCGCUUAUAGUAAUAACACGGUAAUAACAUGAAAAAAAAUGUCAAAAUCAGGUACAAGUUUUGGGAGAUUUUGGCUGGAUGAGGUGAAAAGGUAUUUUACGUGAGUGUUAUUUGAAUAUUUCCAUACAAGUCCAACACUGGUCACGUGACCAAAAAAAGGAAGGUUCCAUUGGUCCACUCCACACCUGGUCAUCAGGAGUGGGACGUCCCUGCUGUUGUGUGUCGCUGCUACAUGCUAACGUCCUGUCCUAGUGUCUUAACGGGUGACGUCACGAUGACGUCCUCGCCUGGCUCUGUGCCAAGUGGCAGCACAGUGCAGUAGUGCCGUGUGCCAAGUGUGUAAACAUGACGUCACGUGGGUUCAAUAAAGAUCACAGACUGGCUUCAUUCAA